GUUGGACUCUAUUUAUUAUUCACAUGUGAAGUAGAGAGAGAAAGUCACAGCUCUCCAUUUCUAGAGAGAGAAGCCCCAAAAAGGCACUAGUUAAAAUUAAUAAAAUUACUCGUACUUGUUCUCUCCUCCAUCUACAAGUCUUCAUCUCCAUCUCUCACUAGCGCCAUGGAUUCUCAGAUCUAUGGCGCCUUUCUCUCUCUCCUCUUUCUCUCCCAUCUCUCUCUAUCUCUCUCCGCAUUGCCCACGCAAAUCAACUCCAACUCGGUCCUGGUUGCUCUGCUCGACUCGCGCUACACUGAGCUGUCCGAGUUAGUUGAGAAGGCGCUGCUUCUGCAAACCCUAGAGAAGGCGGUGACGAAGCAUAAUAUUACUAUAUUUGCGCCGCAGAAUGAGGCGUUGGAGCGGAAUAUUGACCCGGAGUUUAAGCGGUUUUUACUUGAACCGAGGAACUUGAAGUCGUUGCAGAAGCUGUUGAUGUUUCAUAUUGUGCCGAGCCGAGUCAAUUCGGUGCAUUGGCCGGUUCAGCAUAAGACGCUGUGUGGAGAGGAUGAGAUGCAUUUGGCGUUGAGUUUGGGCAAAGAGAGUGAGUUUUUUGUCGGUGACGCGAGGGUGACCCGACCCGAAGAUGUGACCCGACCCGACGGAGUCAUCCAUGGGAUUGAGAGGCUGUUGGUUCCUAGAUCUGUGCAAGAGGAUUUUAAUGCUAGGAGGAGUUUGAGAUCCAUUUCGGCUGUUUUACCCGAAGGGGCUCCGGAAGUUGACCCGAGAACUAACCGGUUGAAGAAACCGGCUCCGGUUCCUGUCGGCGCCCCACCGGUUUUACCGGUUUAUGAUGCGUUGGCUCCGGGGCCUUCGAUUGCUCCAGCGCCAGCUCCGGGGCCUGGUGGAGCUAAGCAUCAUUUCGAUGGGGAGUCUCAGGUGAAGGAUUUUAUUCAGACAUUGCUGCAUUACGGUGGUUAUAAUGAAAUGGCAGAUAUUUUAGUGAAUUUGACUUCGCUAGCUUCGGAAAUGGGGAGAUUAGUCUCAGAGGGGUAUGUAUUAACUGUGUUGGCACCGAAUGAUGAGGCAAUGGCGAAAUUGACUACUGAUCAGUUGAGUGAGCCUGGUGCCCCGGAACAGAUAAUGUAUUAUCAUUUGAUACCCGAGUAUCAGACGGAGGAGAGUAUGUAUAAUUCUGUGAGGAGAUUUGGGAAGGUGAAUUACGAUACUUUGAGAUUGCCUCAUAAGGUUGUUGCUGAGGAGGCUGAUGGGUCGGUUAAGUUUGGACAAGGGGAGGGUUCUGCGUAUUUGUUUGAUCCUGAUAUUUAUAUAGAUGGAAGGAUUUCGGUUCAGGGGAUUGAUGGGGUUUUGUUUCCAGUUGAGGAGACGAAGCCGGCUAAGAAAGUUGUUCCUGCUGUGAGUAAAGUUGCUGCUAAACCGAGAAGAGGCAAGUUGAUGGAAGUAACAUGUAGUAUGCUUGGGGUAUUUGGACAUGAUUCUCAUUUCAAUAGCUGCCACUGAAAAUUCACACUUUAAGGAAAUUACAAUACAAGGAAUAACCAAACACAGCAAUGCAGCAAGGUAAAUUAUAUUCAUCAGCGCCCCCAAUCUUCAUAUUUUCCUAGUACACUGCUGCCUCUGUAUGGCUCAGCGUUUCGUUGUUGAAUUGAUAUCGCAGUUUUUAGGAUGAUCCUGGUGCAUGAGUAAAAAAUAAAGGGAAAGGAUUUGCUUGCAUUGAAGUGAACCCUCAAAAGAUAUAUAAGUUUCUUUGGUUAUAAAUACUGUAAUUACUCAUCAAUUUUUUGUUGUAUUUAUGUUUGUUUUUUCCUUUUUUUUUUGCCUCUUCUUCUGUGUAUGCACAAAUAUAAAAAUCCUCGAAGAACAUGUUUUGGUACUCUGUAUCUGGCAGGUGUGUGUUCUUUCUAGUAUUUUUGUUUUGUUUUUAACACUACUGUUUGUGCAUCAGUAGCCUGUGAGUCAAUAUAACACUAGCUACAUUAUUCUUUA
Daucus carota subsp. sativus is the source of this 1986-nucleotide messenger RNA. Its product is annotated as fasciclin-like arabinogalactan protein 17. Lineage: Eukaryota; Viridiplantae; Streptophyta; Magnoliopsida; Apiales; Apiaceae. Bases 166 to 1500 code for a protein of 444 amino acids. The record is from RefSeq and is a predicted model, not a curated record. The transcript has 2 exons.